Messenger RNA from Gordionus sp. m RMFG-2023, 962 nucleotides. RefSeq names its product REST corepressor 2-like. The record is from RefSeq and is a predicted model, not a curated record. Gene Ontology annotation, biological process: negative regulation of DNA-templated transcription; regulation of transcription by RNA polymerase II. Gene Ontology annotation, cellular component: histone deacetylase complex; transcription regulator complex. The coding region runs from base 1 to 960 and encodes 319 amino acids. NCBI's taxonomy places the organism in Eukaryota, Metazoa, Nematomorpha, Gordioida, Chordodea, Parachordodidae. The transcript is spliced from 5 exons. Gene Ontology annotation, molecular function: transcription corepressor activity.
AUGUCAAAUCACUUUAAACGAGUUAGGCUUCAAAAUGAUAUGAACACCGAGCGCCUUAAAUCAGAUGAUGAAGAUUUGUCAGAUGAAUAUUCCAAACUUAUAGGGAGAGAUUACCAGGCGAUCAUUACUGAUUAUGAUCCUGAUGAGGCUCUCAUUGCCAAGGAUAAGGAUAUUUGCUUAUGGUCACCCAAAAAUAUAAAAAAUUUUGAGCCAAUUUACAAGUUUAUAGAACUAGCUCGAUUUGAUCAUGGUUAUUCCUUUGAUCAAGCAUUAGCUGUUAUAAAUUGGCAUGAUUUUGAUAUAGAUUUAACUCUAAAAGAAAUAAAAAACUGGAGACCUCAAAUAAAUGAUUGGUCAAUGGCUGAUAAAUAUCUAUUUGAACAAGCUUUUAGAUAUUGUGGUAAAAAUUUCCGCAUGAUACAACAACUGGUUCCACAUAAAUCACAUGGAGAACUUGUGACCUAUUAUUACAAUAGAAAAAAAUUAAAACAUUGCAAAAGUUUUAUAGACAUACAACUAAAGUCUCUUCAAACUCAGAAAAGACUCAAACUAGAUGCAAUUUACAAUGCUAAUAAUAAUCAAAAUAACACUAAAACUAAUGAAAGUUUGGCUUUGAGCAGUAACCCACUAAAUAAUAUAUUUGAUGAUAAAUGUAUUUUUGAAAAACCAGAGAUUUGGAAAUUAAAUGAUAAAGAUAAGAUAAACUGGGAUUUUGAGGCACAAAUUCAUAAACAAGAUUUUGAUUUGUUCCUUAAACACCAUAAACCAUCUCAGAAAAUAAAUCUUAUGAAUAUUGAAUCCAAUGAAAACAAAAUUGAUGAUAUAUCAAUCCAUUCAAAUGAUUCCCCUUCAUUCAAAGAAUCUCUAUUUGCCAAUUUAAACACUCAGAUAUACAAAUUGAAAUGCAUUGUUAGAAGAAAUCACCAAAUUAUAGCUCAAAAAAAUGAAACACAUAUAUAAAU